Messenger RNA from Leptopilina boulardi, 1836 nucleotides. RefSeq lists its product as uncharacterized. Gene Ontology annotation, molecular function: DNA helicase activity. The record is from RefSeq and is a predicted model, not a curated record. The transcript has a single exon. NCBI's taxonomy places the organism in Eukaryota, Metazoa, Arthropoda, Insecta, Hymenoptera, Figitidae. Gene Ontology annotation, biological process: DNA repair; telomere maintenance. The coding region runs from base 1 to 1836 and encodes 611 amino acids.
AUGAAUAUUUUACCUUCGACAUUUAUUGGAAGGCCACGUUGUUAUCAACAAUGUUUUAUGGAUGCUAUGCGAUUAGUUCAAGAAUUUGGAAAACCAAAUUUAUUUAUUACCAUGACAUGUAAUCCAAAGUGGCGUGAGAUUACAGAAAAUUUGUUGGAUAUUGAAAUUGCAUCUGAUCGUCCGGAUAUUGUGACUAGAGUUUUUCAACAAAAAGUGAAAGAGAUAAUGAAAGAUAUAAAAGAAAAAGAAAUUUUUGGACCAAUUCUUGCUUUUGUUUAUGUCAUAGAAUUUCAAAAGCGUGGAUUGCCACAUGUGCAUUUAAUUAUAUUUUUACGUAAUCCAAUUCGCGAUGCAGAAACUUUACAUAAAAUGAUAUGUGCUGAAAUUCCAGAUGAAACAAAUAAUCCAGAACUUUUUAAGAUUGUAAAGCAAUUUCAAGUUCAUGGGCCUUGUGGAAAAGAAAAUAUGAAUUCACCUUGCAUGGACCCUGAGAAGAAAGUUUGUACAAAAAACUAUCCAAAGCCGUUUUGUUCUGAAACAACUUAUGGUUCUAAGAAUUAUCCGGAACUCAGGCGAAGAAAUGAUGGUAAAAAAAUCAUUUUUUAUAACAAAGAUGGGUCAAUUAAAUGUACCGCUGACAAUUCGAUGAUCGUACCAUAUAAUCUGUAUUUGAGUAAAAAAUUUGAAGGUCAUAUUUGUGUUAUACCAUGUGGUAGUACGGAUGGCAUUAAAUAUUUAUUCAAAUAUAUGUAUAAAGGUCAUGACUGUGCAAUAAUAGGUUAUAAGGAUGAUAAUGAGGAAAUGAAAUAUGAUGAAAUUGUUAAUUAUUUAAACACACGUUAUGUAUGUCCACCAGAAGCUAUGCACAGAUUAUUCGAAUUCAAUAUGCAUGAACAAUCACAUACAACUUAUAGAUUAGCUGUACAUUUACCAAAUCAGCAAUUAAUAUGUUUUAAAGAAGGAUUAGAAGAAGAAGCAGUUAAUAAAUUUAAAAAUACGACAUUAACAGCAUGGUUCAAAUUAAAUCGAGAAAAUCCUGAAGCACGCAAGUAUUUGUACACAGAAAUACCACAUAAGUAUGUUUUCGUUGAAUCAUCAAAAACUUGGAAAAUAAGGGAACGAAUUACCAAACCUAUAAUUUGCCGCAUGUAUUUUGUAAGUCCGAAAGAUGUUGAAAGAUAUUUUUUGAGAGUCUUACUACUUUAUGUACGUGGUGCUAAAUCAUUUGAAGAUGUAAGAACAUAUGAAGGUAUUACAUACAAUACUUUUGUAGAAGCAGUGCGUGCACGAAAUUUGAUAGUAGAUGAUAGUGAAUGGGAUAAUUGUUUGGCUGAAGCUGUAAGCAUGAAAUUUCCUAAAGAACUUUGUCGUCUAUUUGCAUAUAUAUGUGUGUUUGGAUUGCCUGUGAAUGCAAUUGAUUUAUGGAAUAAGUACAAAGAACACAUGGUUUUUGAUAAUAAUGUACCUGUAGAAGUAGCAACUCAAAAAGCGUUAAUAUUAAUUAAUGAAGUGCUUAAUUUUCAUGGAUUUUCUCUAAAUAAAUUUGGUUUACCAAAUAUUGAUCAAAAAAUUAUCGACGAUUAUAUUUCUGUCGACAAGAAAGCUAAUGAACUAUCAUUAAAAUUGCUCAAAGAAGAAAGUGAAGUACUUAUUAAAAGUUUGAACAAUGAUCAGCGCAAAAUUUUUGAUGAUGUCAUGGCAGCAAUACAUAAUGAUGAUUGCAAAAAUAGGUACUUUUUUGUUUCUGCACCUGGUGGUUGUGGUAAAAGUUAUUUAGAAAAUACAAUUAUUGCUACUCUUGAAAGUGAAGAAUUAGUAGUUUUAGCAGUUGCUUAG